Molecule: messenger RNA, 162 nt
Organism: Protopolystoma xenopodis
Lineage: Eukaryota; Metazoa; Platyhelminthes; Monogenea; Polystomatidea; Polystomatidae
Source: the annotation of a GenBank genome assembly
GGCUUUCACACUGAAUUGGGGAAGUUCAGGUUGAAAGUGGCCCAAGAUUUGGUGGCGCAGAUAGGGUUUAUGGCCGCGAUUACGCGAAUCGCCAGUCCCAAUUCCGAACCACUAACUGGAGGUGGGCGUCAACUGGUCACCCGGUAUGGCCUACUCGGUUGA